Colletotrichum godetiae is the source of this 2358-nucleotide messenger RNA. RefSeq names its product beta-glucosidase. The record is from RefSeq and is a predicted model, not a curated record. Lineage: Eukaryota; Fungi; Ascomycota; Sordariomycetes; Glomerellales; Glomerellaceae. Gene Ontology annotation, molecular function: hydrolase activity, hydrolyzing O-glycosyl compounds. Gene Ontology annotation, biological process: carbohydrate metabolic process. The coding region runs from base 1 to 2358 and encodes 785 amino acids. The transcript has 4 exons.
AUGGUCAAAUUGGUUACUUCAACUUUUGCCCUGGCACUAUCCCAGCUUGUUCAUCUUGGCUUGACUGCAGCUACAUUAAAUGGCUCGGUAUAUCUCGAUUCGACACGCUCUCCCACAGAGCGAGCCAACGACCUCUUACGUCUUAUGACAUGGGAGGAAAAGGUUGGCCAGCUCGGAGGGAUCAGACGACUUGCCGAGACAGUGAACGGCAAGGUAUCGUACAACGAAACGCUUUUCGAAGAGAUUCGAAAGACUCAGAAUGGGCAAAUCGGCUUUGGGGCGCCUCAGAACUAUGCGCAUGAUCUGUUGCCCAUCGCCAAUAAAGUCAGGGCCGAACAGAUCAACAACACGAGGUUGGGCAUCCCCUAUAUCACAAUCGCGGACUCUGUCAGUGGUCUCAUGAUUUCCGGUGGCACAUUGUUCCCGGGUGCCCUUUCCAUGGGGUCGACGUGGAACAUUCCUCUUUACGAGCAAGCCGUAGCCGUCAUUCGUGACGAGAAUGUGGCAGUGGGCACUCGCUGGGUUCUCUCGCCCGAGGUUGACCUUGCUAAAGAUCCCAGAAAUGGGAGAAACGGCGAGAUGUUCGGAGAGGACAGCUAUCUCGUCGGGGAGUUUGCCACGCAUUACAUCAACACGAUGCAGGAGAAAGAUGAGUCGGGUUUCGUCAAGGUAGCGACGACAAUCAAGCACUGGGUUUACGGAUCCAGCAACGGAGGUGUCAACACAGCAAGCAUUCAAAGUGGCCUAAACUAUAUCCUCAACGACUUCGCAGCCCCCUACGUCAGGGCUUUCAGAGAGGCAAAGCCUCUGUCGCUAAUGAUUUCAUACGCCAGCGUCGAUCAGGUCCCCAUGUCCAUGAACAAGUAUCUGAACAGAAAGGUGCUCCGAGAGAUGCUCGGAUAUAAAGGUCUCAUCAUGUCUGACGCCGGUUCAAUCCGGAACAUGUACACUCAGUCCAAGGUCGCCAAGUCAUUCGCGGACGCUGGAUUGAAGGCCUUACGGGGCGGAUUGGAGCACGAGCUAUCACCGAGACCACCUUCCGUAUUUCCCACGCUCGUCGACUAUUCCAACGAGACCGAGGUUGUAGAGCUUGUCGACAGCUCAGUUCGAGCAAUUCUCGAGAUUAAAUUCGCCACCGGAACCUUUGACCUACCUCUUCCCUCGACUGAGAACUUGAACGAGACUCUGCGAAAUGAGAAGCAUCUUGAGAUCAACCGCAAAAUUUCGCGCGAGGCAAUUGUGCUUCUUCAAAAUGAUGGCACGCUGCCUUUGCAGCGCAGCAAGGUGUCCCAGGUUGCCCUCCUGGGCCCGUAUGCCGACAUUCUCAACACCGGUCAAUAUGCCGCAAACAAUGCAUCCGACUCAUCCUACGGCGACACUUUGCGUCGGAGUCUAGAGCGAGAGAUUGGGGCAGAAAACGUCGACUUCGUUGCUGGCGUCGAUGUUCUGCGCACGAACAAUAGCUCGGGUAUUCAAGAUGCCGUCGACGCAGCCAAACGAGCUGGCCUUGCAGUCGUAGUUCUUGGAUCCGGCUGGGGGUCUUUCGACAACUCGUACGAGUCCCUUCACCGAACCGACGGCGAGGGCUUCAGUCAUCCGCACUUGGGCUUUCCGGGGUUACAACAGCAACUUCUCGAUGCUGUCAUCAAUGCCGGCGUACCGACUGUGCUGGUGCUCAGUGGAGGGCAGACUUUCUUAUUGGACGAGUCGGCCAAAAAGGCUGCAGCUAUCGUUCAUACUUGGCUUGCCGGAGAAUUCACCGCUGACGCCUUGGUCGAAAUUCUAUUUGGAAGUGUCAAUCCGAGUGGCAAGCUUACAAUCACGUUUCCGGAAGCCGACGGCGCAUUUCCCGUAGCCUACGAGUACUUCCCAUCGGACGACCAGGGAGGAUUCGGUACAGCGACUCAGUAUGACUGGCACUUGCCGGAGCUGACACGUUAUGCUCCCCUGAGAUUUGGUUUUGGCUUGAGCUACACUACAUUCAACAUUUCUUCCGUCUUUCUUCAAUGCCACUCAGCCAGUAGCAGCGGUACUGUUAGUCAAUGUGACAAGAACAGCCAAGUCACUGUCUCUGCCACAGUCACAAACACGGGGUCGAUGGAUGGUCAGGAGGUGGUACAGCUUUACUAUCGUCCAGAGUACAGUCAGAUCGAGUAUCCGGUCAUGAAACUCAUUCGUUUUGAAAAGAUUGAAGUUGUAGCAGGCAGUUCCAAACAAGUCAGCUUAACUGUGCCUUACACAGAGUUGGGUUACUUCGUUGACGGAGAGUGGCAAGUCGAAACAGGGCUGUACAACUUUUGGAUUGGGAACAGUUCGAAGACCCAAGACCUGCAGAGCAUUAACGCAACUUUGGUAUAA